AUGAAGCUUUCACUCUGGACGUGGCUGGCCUGCCAUGUUGCUUCCACCUUCGCUCUGUCGCCCAGGCAUCCCGCCAGGAACCUCAAAACCCGCGCAACAGCAGCCUCUAACCACACCGCUUACUACUUUGACCAAGCGAUUGAUCACUUUCCCCAGAGCUCACGCUACGCACGUCACUCCAAUGGAAAGUUCAAGCAACGCUACUUCGUGGAGACGUCCUACUACAAGGCCGGCGGGCCUGUGUUCCUCUACCUGGCCGGGGAAGGUCCCAUUGAUGGCGACACUCAUCUCGACAGAACCGAUACUACGGCACGACCUCCCAUCCAGAUCCACCCCACCGACGAGCUGUUCUUUACAACGGAACAAGUCAUUGCGGACUUCGACGUAUUUGCUCGCAAGGUGACACUUCCAGGUCUAACGGACAUCAACGCACCCUCCAUGCCUUGGAUCCUGUACGGUGGUAGUUACCCUGGUGCUCUGUCGGCCUUCACGAAGAAGACUGCUAUUCACGGUCAACUCGAGUAUCCGCAGUGGUACGAUCCCAUCAGCUCUAGCACGGAGGAUUGUGUCGCCAGCAUCAACGACAUCGUCGACAACAUGGAUUAUCUCGUCAAAUCAAACAACACAGCCGCCAUCCAGCAGCUGAAAGAGCUAUUCGGCCUCGGUGCGCUCAAAGACAUCCAAAUCAACUGGGACCCCACUCGAGGACACAUCGACUUCUUCGACUUCUGCCGCAACGUGACCGAUGGUAACGCCCCGGCCAACAACACAGAAGCCGACAGCGCUCUCGCCGCAAACACCAAAGGCCAGGUGUGGAAGAACCUGGGCAAUUACGCUGCGUACAUAAAGCGCGUCGUCCUCCCGCUGUGUCCGAGCGGAGACUAUAAUAGCGGAGAAUGUUUUGGCACACAGGACACGGCGCACUGGGCAAACACCACGAGCAACUACGUCCGAAGCUACCUGUACACGACGUGCACAGAAUUCGGCGCAUACCAAUCCGCCCAGCCAUACGGCAAGAAGUCUCUAAUCUCCCGCGUCAUCGACGCAGAGUACACCCAAGAAUGGUGUAACAAGGCCUUCCCGGCCGGCCAAUACAACUCCAUCCCGGCCACCCCCGAUCUCGAUAUCUGGAACGCAUACGGCGACUUCAACUUCACCGCAGAGAACCUCUUGUUCGUCGAUGGAACGGCAGAUCCUUGGAAAGAUCUAUGCUACCAUUCUGAUCUCGCACCGCAGCGCUACUGGAGCGAUGCGUACCCGCAGCACCUGAUCAAUGGUGCUGGACAUGUGUGGGAUCUGAGGACACUUGUGGGGAUGUGA
Molecule: messenger RNA, 1320 nt
Organism: Anthostomella pinea
Lineage: Eukaryota; Fungi; Ascomycota; Sordariomycetes; Xylariales; Xylariaceae
Source: the annotation of a GenBank genome assembly